ACCUGUCGUAAAGAGCCGGCUGUGCCAUGUGAGCGAGCAGAGCGGAGGAGGUGCCGUAAAGCGAGUCCAAGAUGGCGGUGGCCAUAACUGCGUCUUUGUGGGGGCCAUUAUUCCGGAUCCAUCGAGGGGUGACAGCAGCAGGCAGCAUGCUGUCCCGGAGCUGUAUCCACACCACUGCUUCUCUGGACAAACAUAAUUGGGAGUGGAAGAACAGAAUUGUGUACCCGCCUCAACUUCCUGAUGAGCCUCGAAGGCCAGCGGAGGUAUACCAUUGCAGGAGGCAGAUCAAAUACAGCCCAGACAAGUUGUGGUAUUUGGCCAAGUUGAUCAAAGGGAUGUCUAUAGACCAAGCUAUUGCUCAGCUGGAAUUCAGCGACAAAAAAGGAGCAAAGAUCAUGAAAGAGGUCUUGCUUGAAGCCCAGGAGCUGGCUGUAAGAAGUCACCAUGUGGAAUACAAAUCUAACCUCCAUAUAGCUGAGUCGCUAUCUGGUAAAGGAACGUAUCUAAAGAGGAUUCGUUACCAUGGGCGAGGCAGAUUCGGCAUAAUGGACAAAGUGUACUGCCAUUAUUUUGUCAAGUUGGUGGAGGGUCCCCCACCUCCUAAAGAACAACCAAUCACAGGCUUCGAUCAGGCGAAGGACUAUGUUCAACAGCUGAGAAACCGCACCAUCACCAAUUCCCUGUGACACUAUAGACUUUUUCUGGAGCUGCAGUGUCAGCACAUUAUUAACUUGCACUUGA
Molecule: messenger RNA, 741 nt
Organism: Nanorana parkeri
Lineage: Eukaryota; Metazoa; Chordata; Amphibia; Anura; Dicroglossidae
Gene: MRPL22
Product: mitochondrial ribosomal protein L22
Exons: 7
Coding region: 72-686 (204 amino acids)
Biological process (GO): translation; ribosome assembly
Cellular component (GO): ribosome; mitochondrial large ribosomal subunit
Molecular function (GO): structural constituent of ribosome
Source: RefSeq, a predicted model, not a curated record